Molecule: messenger RNA, 171 nt
Organism: Heterobasidion irregulare TC 32-1
Lineage: Eukaryota; Fungi; Basidiomycota; Agaricomycetes; Russulales; Bondarzewiaceae
Exons: 2
Coding region: 1-171 (56 amino acids)
Source: RefSeq, a predicted model, not a curated record
AUGAAACAGCACGAUACCUUGCACAACCCGUAUGAGCCGCGGAACGACAAAGGGCUCACUCAGAGACAAGCAUUAAACUUGCUGCAGAAGCAUGGAGACGGUGUAGAUGCCAUGGGUGUAAGGAUGGUGGGAGCAGUUGCAGAGGGUAUGGAGUUGCAAAAGCUCAGGUGA